This is a messenger RNA of Lobosporangium transversale, 1032 nucleotides long. RefSeq names its product glycosyl-transferase for dystroglycan-domain-containing protein. The transcript is spliced from 2 exons. The record is from RefSeq and is a predicted model, not a curated record. The coding region runs from base 1 to 1032 and encodes 343 amino acids. Gene Ontology annotation, molecular function: xylosyltransferase activity; glucuronosyltransferase activity. NCBI's taxonomy places the organism in Eukaryota, Fungi, Mortierellomycota, Mortierellomycetes, Mortierellales, Mortierellaceae. Gene Ontology annotation, biological process: protein O-linked glycosylation via mannose.
AUGUCAGCCAUUGACAGGAUAUUGGAAUCAUGCUCAAGUAAGCAAUGGAUCACGGAGCCCGCCAUUGUCCAUACAAUACAAUCUAAAAAAUCAUUCAGCCCAAGGGACGUGACAAUGAUUGCACAGUUCUCCAUCAGCCGUCUUGACCGCUUUGAACGGGCUAGAGCAGUUUGGGAAGGACCUAUCUCUGUUGUCAUCUUCCUAGCGUCCAAUGUGGACAUUUUUGAACUUCAAAAGUAUUUCGAGCGGCCUGGCAAGUUGGCAUUAUACGAAUCAAUUACAUUAACGAUCGUCAAGCCUAAUUUCUCGCUUGAAACACACAAACGAUAUCCAAUCAAUCAUCUCAGAAACAUCGGUAUUCAAGCUGCCAACACUGACUAUAUCUAUGUGAUUGACGCGGAUUUCGUGCCCUCAUCAAAGCUAUACGACUUUGCGCGUACAACUAUUAUCCGACUCCUGGAAUCAGCCCAAUAUCCGACGGCAUAUGUAGUUCCAUGCCUUGCAAUUAAGGAGGAAUUCAAUGGCAAAUAUCCAGACACAAUUAAGGAGCUUCAGCCUUUAAUGAAGUCUGGCAUGGCAUAUAUCACUGAUCCCAGAGCAGGCCAUGGACCUACUUUCACUUCGAUCUUCAUGAAUCCGCCAAUUUUCGGGAGUUCACCGGCGUAUGAAGUCUGCUACGAGUCUCAAUGGGAACCUUACUAUAUUGUUCGUCGAGAAGCGCCUCAUCCUUACUAUGAUGAGCGAUUCAAAAAUCAGGGCGCAGAUAAGCAAAGCCACGCGCUUUUAAUGAACGCCAUUGGCUUCAAGUUCAUGGUCCUCCGUGACCAUUUCAUGUAUCAUAUGGACCAUGCAAAGCUCGUUUGGACAGGAGAUGGGCUGGACAAGCAUUUUCAGAAGGAUUUCACCUAUUUUAAAGAUUAUUCGCCUGCUUUGAGACGUAUUUUUGGAACCAAUUAUCGGUGGCCAAAAGGGUGCUCGCAGCCAUUGGUUCAGUCUUUCAAGCGCGAUCUUCAAGGAAUAGGAACCAUGUAA